Messenger RNA from Brassica oleracea var. oleracea, 1502 nucleotides. Its product is annotated as ferredoxin--NADP reductase, root isozyme 1, chloroplastic. The transcript is spliced from 4 exons. Gene Ontology annotation, molecular function: oxidoreductase activity. The coding region runs from base 189 to 1325 and encodes 378 amino acids. The record is from RefSeq and is a predicted model, not a curated record. Lineage: Eukaryota; Viridiplantae; Streptophyta; Magnoliopsida; Brassicales; Brassicaceae.
CCGAGGAGCCAACCAAUUGAGAAUUUGCAGACAGUGUGGGCUGUUUUGUGUCUUUUCUGGGCCUUGAAAGGAUCUUUCUUCUCCUUACCCCUUUCACUAUUAAACAACUCCUUCUUCUGCUCAACAAUCAUCCUCUUUCUCGAUUUGCGAUCUAAUUCAUAAACCAAAUUCUUACUCCUCUUAUCACCAUGGCUCUCUCAACUCCUCUUUCUCAGAUGUCUGUUGCACUUCCUAUUGGAAUUGAUGGGUCGAGCGGAUCUAUGAUUAAGGUGCAAAGUGUGAGCUUCACUGAGAAGUCAUGCGUUCCUCUUCUGAGAUUAGAUACGGUAUCUAGGAAACUGAGUUUGAAGAAACGGUCAACUGUAUGUAUGUCACUUCAGCAGCAAGCAAGGAGAUCCAAAGUCUCGGUUACUCCUCUAGAGCUUGAAGAUCCCAAGGAGACUCCUUUAAACUUGUACAGGCCCAAGGAGCCUUACACGGCAAAGAUAGUUUCGGUUGAUAGAAUCGUUGGUCCACAAGCACCUGGAGAGACUUGCCACAUUGUGAUUGAUCAUGAUGGGAAGGUUCCUUAUUGGGAAGGACAGAGCUAUGGAGUGAUCCCUCCUGGUGAGAAUCCUAAGAAACCAGGUGCUCCUCACAAUGUUCGCCUUUAUUCUAUUGCAUCAACGAGAUAUGGUGAUUCUUUUGAUGGCAAGACGGCUAGCUUAUGCGUUCGCCGAGCUCAGUACUAUGAUCCAGAGACUGGAAAAGAAGAUCCUUCCAAAGCUGGUGUCUGUAGUAACUUCUUGUGCAAUGCUAAACCUGGAGAUAAGGUCCAAAUCACAGGUCCAUCUGGAAAAGUAAUGCUUUUGCCUGAAGAAGAUCCAAAAGCUACUCACAUAAUGAUUGCUACCGGAACCGGAGUAGCUCCAUUCAGAGGGUACUUGCGUCGUAUGUUCAUGGAGGACGUUCCUACAUUCAAGUUUGAUGGACUCGCGUGGCUCUUCCUCGGUGUGGCUAACUCGGACAGUCUUCUCUACGAUGAAGAGUUCUCAAGCUACCUCAAGGACUACCCUGAGAAUUUCAGGUAUGAUAAGGCGCUGAGCAGAGAAGAGAAGAACAAGAAAGGAGGGAAGAUGUAUGUGCAGGACAAGAUUGAGGAGUAUAGUGAUGAGAUCUUCAAGCUUUUGGAUGAUGGAGCUCAUAUUUACUUUUGUGGGCUUAAAGGAAUGAUGCCUGGGAUUCAAGAUACGCUUAAGAGAGUUGCAGAGGAGAGAGGUGAGAGCUGGGAGCAGAAGCUUUCUCAGCUUAGGAAGAACAAGCAAUGGCAUGUUGAGGUGUAUUGAUUUGUGUAAUGGUGUCUCUCACUGUGUUUUUCUUACAUUUCUGCAAUUGAAUAAAAUCUUGUGGUGAUCCAUUUUGUAUGGAUGGUAAAGACUCUAAGAUAGCUUCGUUUUGUAUCUGUGUCGCUUGAAUUGUAUUGUUAUUCAUCAAAUGAUAUGUAUUUGGAAGGUUGAGUUGUU